GUGAAGCCGCUGUCGGGCGGGGCGGGCAGAGACCGCCCCCGUUCGGGGCGGUAUCGGGGCCAGCCCGCUCCGCCCGUGCGGCCGCGGGCGGCGAGCAGAGCGCCGAGCAGGCAGGUCUUGCACUCUGGACUUGUUAGCCUUGCAGGCUUCUGGGCACGUCUGUUCUCAGCUAUGAAUAGAUCAAUAAGAUUUGACAUCUGUGUGGUCACCUGCAGCAUCCUGCUCUUGUCCUCCAGUCCACCAUGCCUUGCAUCUCAGCCACUGGAGGAAAGGGACAUGACAAAGAUCCAGCAUGGCCCUUGGGCAGGGAAUGGGGUAGAAGAUGAAAGGACAGUCACGCUGGACUUGAAAAAUAACCUGGGCUCUUCUGAGCAGGCUGUCUCUGAAGAGCCACGUGGAGUGUCAGCGAAGCCCUCUGGGAUGCCCUUCAGUGAAGCUUUCACUGCAGAAGGAGAAACACUGCAUUUAAGCCCAAGCCACAUCAUCGCAGGUAGCCAAGGGCUGGAUGCUCACACCUUUGCUGUGGCAGUGGCUGCAGUAGAUGAGGAGGAGAUUGGACCCACAAAGUCAGAGGCGGAUGAAGACGAUGUGUUUGAGGCCAUGCUGACUACAGCUGUGACCACACCAAACCCUACUGUCUUGGAGGAGUCUGUUGGUGGUGCUGUUGGUGAGACUUCCAUAGAAGGUGGUAUUGAAGUAGAGCGCAGCUCUGUUGGCCUCUUGGCAAACUCUGUUUCUGGGGCAGCUGUGGAGGUGGCAGAGAGCAGCUCGCACCCCUCAGCUGCAUCCCAGCCCGUGCUGCACUCCAGCUCGCCCAGCUGGGAAACGGCAAGUGACCUCCCCGUCAUCCUGACUCCCCAGGCUCACAGCAUGACCUCCGAGGUGAAAACACCAAGAGCCCACACAGGGAGCCCUCUGAAGUCCUUGGCUGUUCGAGUGUCCAUGGCUGCAAAAUAUCCUCUUGCAGCAACUGAGGCCUCUUUCCUCCUGGAAGCAGAAACAAGUGUCGGGCAAGGAGAACUGCCUGCCACGGCUGGCACUGUCACUGUCCACCCUACGGUGCCACCUGACUGGGAUGACACAAAAUUGGGGGACAUAAGUCAAGGAGGAAGCGUGUCUCAGGAGCAGAUGACGGAGGGCCUGCGGGUGACAGAACCAUCACAGACCCUGCAGGGAAGUGUGAGAGAGUCAGAGGAUGUGACAAGAAUGCUGCUGUCCUCAGCGUCCCCUCCACCAACUCCUGGGCUUGCCCAGGAGACCAACUGCACGGCACCUGUACAAGGGGAGGAAACGCCAGCAGCUUCUACAGGCACCAGUGAUGAUGGUCACACUGCAAACCUGACAGGUGUAGACGUGGCUGAUCUCAGCUUACUGGAAAACAUGAACACGGUCACAACCGACGAGGGAAAGAGCAUCCUGCUGUCACAGCCAGAGGCUGCUGUGGUGACAGAUACGCAGUCUGAUCUCUCUCCUACUGUGGAAAGCUCGUGGAAAGGUAUUACUCAGGAGGUGACAACAGUUGCCCAGGAGGCUGAUGCCACUCUCUCGGUUGCAACACUGGUGCCUGGUGUUAGCCAAGGAACAGGAGCUGCAAGCUUUCCUCAGGAGAACAGUGGGGAGGACACCCAGAUGCUGACUGCUCCUCGUGCCACCCAGAUGCCGGAGGCAACUGGUACUACUAUGGCAAAUGCUCCAGAUGUAGAAGAUCUCACAGAUGUGGUCCUGGUCACCAAUGAGAAGGCUAUUCCAGCUUCUGGCGAGUUGUCUGCUACCCAGUCUGGACAGACAGAGGAGCCAUCCAGCAGAACUGUGGUCCUGGUAACUCCUGCAUCAGUGGCCUCCUCUAUCAGGGGGACAGCUUUUCCGUCAGUGAGGAGGAUCAGUACAGCUGUGACCUAUGGGCUGGACCGCCUGGAGUCAGAAGAGGGUGAGGAAGAGGAUGAAGAGGAGGAGGAAGAAGAGGAGGAGGAGGAGGAAGAGGAGGAAGACAAGGAUAUAGACUCGAUGGAUGAAAGCAUGGAAGGUGACACAGAGCUUCCAGGUUUCACACUUCCUGGCGAGACCUCCCAGGAGCCCAUGGCUGGCCUAGAAAACCCUGUGGCCCAGUUGGCAGGGGUGUCCUACCAAGUUCCUGACACCAUUGAAUGGGAGCAGCAAAACCAGGGUCUGGUGAGAAGCUGGAUGGAGAAGCUGAAAGAUAAGGAAGGAGGCAUGUCUAGUGUGAUCUAUGCUCAUAGCAGAGCACCUUGGCCUGGAAUUCAGCCAGAGAGAAUGCUGAAAGGACAGAGAAUGGUUUUCCCGAUGAAGGCAGGAUACAUGUCGGGGAUGCUGGUUCCUGUAGGAGUCGGAAUAGCCGGAGCCCUCUUUAUCCUAGGAGCACUCUACAGCAUUAAGAUUAUGAAUCGCCGAAGGAGAAAUGGCUCAAAGAGACAUAAAAGAAAGCAGAGGGAAUUUAACAGCAUGCAAGACCGAGUCAUGCUCUUAGCUGACAGCUCUGAAGAUGAAUUUUGAAUCGAACUGCAGUGCCCUUGUGAUAGCCCGUGACUUUUAAAAAGAAGGAGGGGGGAGAAAAAGAACUAGCGACUUUCUACUGCAUCGCUGCUCUCCACCGCCCUGAGCCACCGAGCAGUGGUGGGUACCACCCUGGUGAAACAGCAUGCUAUGCUCUACGUGUACCGCGCAGUGAUGUUUGUUUUGAUACAGUAGUGAGAUUUCACAUUUGCACCCGGCACCUCAUUCAAAUCCACAGCGCGUCUUGUUACAGCUGGAGCUGAUCCGUAUGGAUGAUUAUUUUCCUAUUACCCUGGUGUCCUGUUUUGGUCCUGGCUGGCAGUAAUCUAAUCAUAACAAUAGCUCUCACCUACCCUGGGAAUGGAAAUCUUUACCGUGAAUGACUUCUGUCCAAUUUGUUAAUUUUUAAUGUUACAUUACCUGAGCUAGAGUUCAUUAGUGCUAAGAUUAGCUGCUCUGCUUAAUUAAUGAGUUAUACAGUUGAACUGUAUCCUUUGCCACUUGAGAAGUGCCCAUGUACAGUGUUGUUGAUAGAGUUUGAAGCACAUUUCUGCACUUGGGUCCUCGACUCUCACCCCUUCUUUCUUCCUUCAGCUCUGCUCCAGUGCUUCUUGGAGACACACAGGAAUGGCCUCAACACUUGAUUCACAACAAAAAUCCUAGUCCGUUUGCAACCAGCACUGUCUGUUACAGCACAAUAAAUACCAGGGCUGUCUUGUAUGGUUCUCUUAGCUAUUGUUCAGUGCGCAAGUGGGGAAGAGAAGAGGCAGGACAGAGGUUUCUUCAGCUUCUGCCUCCUCUUUGAAGGACACUAGUUAUGGGUUCAUCUCUUUCACAAGGCUGCAUUCACAUAAAGAUGAAAGUGGAGGAUCUGUCCCUUUUCCCCACUGGAAAUCACAUUUUCAGCUCCUGAAAGCUGCGUGAACAGCACGCGCAGCUUUCAGAGAGGAUCUGGCCCACUUUGGGAGAUCUGGAUGCAUCUUGUCUCCAGACAACCAAACGCAGAAAGGCACCAAAGGCUACGAAGUGGGUGGCUGUCAGUCUUGGGGGAUUUAUGGCUAAAUUUGGAAAGCAGCAGCAGGCACAGCUGGAGGGAUUUCUGCUAUGGGGAGGUGAAAAGGUCCCACUGGGAACCUUUGGCCAUGAGGGAAAAGGUGAUGCUGCAGAGGGCUGUGGAGGUGAAGCCCAGGGUUGGCAUGGGGUGAGGACAAGCUGCCACACUCCCUGUGCUGCUAGCACUGGGUUGCAGAUGGAAAUAGCCAUCAUCUGAGACAUUACUGGAAUCAAGCAGGGGAAACUAAUGUUGCUUUGCACAGAAACGCUGUCAAAAUAACUAGAAAAAGGGCUGUGUUACUUUAUCUUUGCUUCGAGUUGUGAAAUGACUUUUGUGCAAAACAUUCAUGUUUCUGAGGUGGGAAUCAUUGUUCUGUGGGGAAUCAUCCUUCAUACGAGGAGUAACGGCUGUUGCCAGAGGAGACCUGAGUAGACAAAUAAGGCCAAACUGCAUAUCCACUGAGAUUAAAUCCCACUGCGGCUUUGAAGAAGUGGAAGGGAGGAGAGUUUGAGGAGGCACACAUGCAGGAUUUCGUUCCCUGUAAAGGUGAAAAAGCCUAUCAGAUUGUGAGGGGUAGAUGUAGAUGAUUGUAAGCAAAUGUUUUGUGGGCAUGUGAGUGGGUUUGCAAGGUAGAGAGAACAUUUGGAAGACCCUCCUGAAGCUCAGUUCUCCCUUGAGAGCGUCUGGGCCUCUUCGGGGCAUGAAGUCAUCAAACAUGACGUUCACCUCCAAACAAGCAGUGCUCUUCAGAGCCCAGGUAGCUUCCUGUAGGCCUUACCCACACAUCUACUGAGUCACCUGGAGAAGGACAGCCAGGACAGCCUGUAUUCUGCUAUAUGCUGCUACUGAUGCUAGUCUUCCACUCGAAGAGCUGUGCGUGGUCCCCCACACAUUGAUGCUGCCGAGUGCAUGGGAAGCAGUUUGGGGGAAGCACUGUAAAACCUGGACCAUCAACAUACUGGGGAGUCUUCACACCCUAAUCCCUGUAGGACAGGCUUUCCCAGCCAGGGCUCCACAGUGCUUGCAUCUCUCCCUUUUUGUUCCUGAAACUUUGACCAGGAGAAUUUUGCCUUGCAGCCCCACGUCUUUAACAGGCACUGGCUGGCAGCCCAGGUGCCUCUUCCCAAAAUUAAAGCCUCUUUGUUCCGUAACAAGUGAUCGGAAGAAGUUUUCCUUCCAGACUGAUCUCUCCCUAGUUCCUUCUUAUUCCUAAGUCUCUUAGAGCUUGGAGUUGUUUGGGAGAUGUUAACAGUCUGGUUGAGUGUUCUGGCUGUCUUGCGGCUUUGAGAACCAGGAUGUAUUGUUCCUGGCAAGUUCAGCUUAGUUCUUCUUAGUGGGAGGCAAGAGGGAGUCAAACCCAACCUAGGGUCCCAAUGAAGGACCCAAGGACAAAGUCUUCUGCAGUGCCCCUGGUGUCAGUGCAAUUUCUACAGGCCCUUAAAGCACAAGUAUCGUUCAGCUCUUUCCCUUCGCACCCAAGGCCAGUAGACUUUGGAUUUGGCCUUUAAAAAUAUUCUCUGUAUAACUCCUGGAGUUUGAUUCAUUUGCUUGAGAUCUGAUUGCAGGCAGGGAGGAGGGUUUCAUGUGGGAGCUGAAGCCUCCAGUCUUUUAACACUCUAUUGAUUUAAUUCGUACCUCUGCAUUGCCAAACAAGCAGAUUCUUUUGAAAGAGACAAGAAAAGCAGCCGAGAAGUGCCCUCCUCAUCUUCUGUGCUGGGUGAGCCGCAAGGCCCUGGAUGUAGAGGUGGAUCAUGACACUGCUAAUGCUGCUGUGGCCUCAUGCAAAGGUACAGCUGCGAUGCUGACUUUGCUGCAGCAAUAAUAAUCUCUUGCCUCGGCACAAGAUGAGCCGCUUGCAUCUGUCUUGGGUUUUCCCGAUAGCACAAGUUAGAAUUCAUUGUAGGCAUCACACAACUGCUUUGACAUCUGCUGCCCCAUUUCCAAGGGGAGGAACCAGCCUGCCUGACGUGCAGCUCUUGCCCUGGGGAAAUGCACCUGCAUUCAACAGCUGCUGAUUUUUUUUAAGUGUCUCCUACACCAGAUGUUCACCGUAGAUGAGGUUUCUCCGGACUGCACUGCUUCCAUAGAGUGAUAUUAGCAGUCCUCGUGCUUUCUUGUGGUUUUCUAUUUUGGACAAGAACAACUCAUCAUACUGUAACUAUGGAAUGUAGCACUUUGUUAAAUUAAAACUUUGGGAAAUAAAAUGCUGUCCAUCAUAUCUGACUUUAAGCGCCUUGUCUUCCUGAUCUGUGAUUU
Messenger RNA from Cuculus canorus (common cuckoo), 5821 nucleotides. It is a transcript of the gene ARMH4, whose product is annotated as armadillo like helical domain containing 4. The transcript is spliced from 9 exons. Bases 172 to 2511 code for a protein of 779 amino acids. Lineage: Eukaryota; Metazoa; Chordata; Aves; Cuculiformes; Cuculidae. The record is from RefSeq and is a predicted model, not a curated record.